Molecule: messenger RNA, 811 nt
Organism: Trichomonas vaginalis G3
Lineage: Eukaryota; Parabasalia; Trichomonadida; Trichomonadidae
Product: organellar and viral DNA polymerase type B
Exons: 1
Source: RefSeq, a predicted model, not a curated record
AUGUUUGACAUAACAAAUGCAAACGUUGGUGAAACAAGAAGAAGAGACGACACACUGAAACAACAGAGAAGAGAGAUGUUUAAGAGCGCUAUAGAACAAGUUCGCAAAGCUAACGAUGUCAUUCGUUCCAUUGACGACAAACCAAAAGAAGGUGAGAGAUGGUUAAAGAAAGAUGAAGAGAAUAGGAAGAGAAAUGUGAAGUCAGGCAAUAGACUCAUUGACUUUAACAUCGAAGCUUUAGAUGAACCAAACAGAGACUACUUACACAAACAUUUCGGUAAGGUUUUCAUGAGACUCUUAGAGAAAAUUAAAAUAAACUCACAACAGAGAUGGAUGGUAUGUUAUAAACUUGGUGGAAAGUAUGAAUGUUCUACGUUAAACCUCAAUAAUAUUGGAACAUUACUACAUCAGCUCUUGAAGGAGAACUUUAUAUCAGAGAUAGAAGCAAAUGCUGCAGGUAUUGUUGAAAUGCACUAUGACUUCUUCUUGACAAACAUAAAGAAUCUUACCGAAAUAAAGAUGUAUGAUUUAACAGAAUAUGAAGGCUUAACGAUGUCAGAUGUAAAGAAAGGCAAACCAAAAAAGAGACCAUAUAGAGAUGAAAGCACACUGACAAAUGACCAGAAAGCCAUUUUGGAAGCUCUUAAGCAAACAGGAAACCCAGCACUUAUAGAAAGCUUUUGGAAAGAUAAUGGUGAAAAGAAGUUUUAUAAGAAGAGAAGCGGUCAGUUCUGGAAGUAUCUUUGCACAUUACCUAUAAAUCUUGAACGCUACCAAAUCUUCAAUGAACUGAACAAAAGAACUGCAACAC